Rhododendron vialii is the source of this 758-nucleotide messenger RNA. RefSeq names its product photosystem II 10 kDa polypeptide, chloroplastic-like. NCBI's taxonomy places the organism in Eukaryota, Viridiplantae, Streptophyta, Magnoliopsida, Ericales, Ericaceae. Bases 135 to 569 code for a protein of 144 amino acids. The transcript is spliced from 6 exons. Gene Ontology annotation, biological process: photosynthesis. Gene Ontology annotation, cellular component: photosystem II oxygen evolving complex; photosystem II; thylakoid membrane. The record is from RefSeq and is a predicted model, not a curated record.
UGCAGCCAUAGAGGAAGUGCCACGUGUAACUGGUAAUCACCAAUGCUUGGUUAUAACUGCUACUAGUAUCAAGGAAUUUGGUAAGCCAGAGAGACCAGACCCCCGUACAGUUCUUGAAGGCAACAAACAGGAGCAUGGCUAUGGCAGCUUCAGUAGUGAUGACCUCACUGACCCUCAAACCUUCUUUUUCUGCAUUCACAGCUAAGAAAACAGCAGCUGUGCGAGGCCUUCCCUCUCUCCCUAGAACUUCCCGUUUGAGGGUUGUGGCCAGUGCUAAAAAAAAGAUCAAGACUGACAAGCCUUAUGGUAUUAAUGGGGGCAUGAGCUUGGAUGGGGGACUGGACGCAUCUGGAAGGAAGGGCAAGGGGAAGGGAGUUUACCAAUUUGUAGACAAAUAUGGUGCUAAUGUUGAUGGGUACAGCCCCAUCUUUAACACUGAUGACUGGUCUCCAUCUGGUGAUGUCUAUACUGGCGGUACCACUGGGCUAGCAAUAUGGGCUGUGACCCUUCUUGGGAUUCUAGCAGGGGGUGCGCUCCUUGUGUACAAUACUAGUGCUUUGGCACAGUAGAACCCCCACUUGUAAUUUUAAUUAGACUAUGUUCUGAUAAAGUCUGUUCCAAGCAAGUGUUCUGAAGAACAUUGUAUAUAAAACCUUAGUGCUACUUUAACUGUUUAAUCUGUACUACGUUGGUGUGGGGUUGUAUUGAUGCAUGUACUGUGUGUGAUUUUAAUUAAUCUUGUUUGCCUGUUACUAGUU